AUGUCUUGUCUCCAAAAGUUCCUUCACAAAGUACUUCAUAUAUUCAGACAAACAGUUACGUCAGAGGGUGGUUUGAAGAUUGCUCACGUAGAGGCACCGGCCACAGCGGAAAAUGAACGACGUACACGUAAUGGCAAAUUCACUCUCGGACAAUUACGACAAACUGAUGGUUUAGUACCGUUACAAUCGGGAACAAAUCAAUUCGAUUCACAAAAAGGUAAAACAGGUUUUGGUAUGCCUCGUAAUACUUCUCUUAACGUGCAAUUUGCUGAUAAUGGUAAGAAAUGGACAAUUGAGCAAUUAAGAACUACCGAUUCAAUCAUUCGAUUACAAUCCGGAACUAAUAAAUGUGAUUCACAGAGAGGAAUGACUGGAUUCGGAACACCGCGCGAUGUUCGAGGUAAACAUUUGAAACGAUUGUGGGAAUUGGAGUUCCCGGAAGAAACAAUGGAAGAAAUCUCGCAAAAUAAAUCUUGUAAAUGCAACACCACAAAAUCUCUCUAA
Acanthocheilonema viteae is the source of this 504-nucleotide messenger RNA. NCBI's taxonomy places the organism in Eukaryota, Metazoa, Nematoda, Chromadorea, Rhabditida, Onchocercidae. The record is from the annotation of a GenBank genome assembly.